AGUUGUUAAAAGCAAUAAAUAUAUUUACGUUAGAGUUAUUUAUCAACAUCUAUUUACAAUGUCAGCAUAUUCGGACACUCCAAGAAAAAAAAAUAAAAGAAAUAUCACUCCAUCGUUUUCUGAUGAUGAACACAUAGAGCCACCAUCAUUCAGCUUAGCAACACUUGGUUUACAAAGGGUUGGUACAGAACCACCAAAACCAAAGAUGCAGUCAGCAUUACCAAUUCAAAUGCUUAACGCACGUGGGAUGCCAGCAAGAAUACGUAAACGUAAUCGUUUAUUCUUUGAUGAUAACAUCAUUAAUGAUGAUAAACCAUUACGAAUGAGUUUGUCCCCAAGAAAAACACCCGUAAAAGCAACAAAUAUUUCUCCAGCAAGAACUCCGUCUUCUAAAGUUUUAAGAAAACGAAAAUCCAUGCCUACAAGCUACUUGCGACUAAGUGAGAAAAAGAAAAAAUUAGAUGAUUCACCAACAAGUUCAAAAGUCAGUUAUAUAUCCAAUUCUCUAUUUUGGCCAUUAAAACCAUCUAAGGAGGUGGCGCUACCGAAAAGUGCCACAAUAGAGGAAGAGAAUGACUCUGAUAAAAAGCUUGGCCAUCUUCUUGGUAUUCGUUUACGUAAUUUACUCAAACUGCCUAAAGCACAUAAAUGGGUUUUUUAUGAAUGGUUUUAUUCAUUUCUUGAUAAACAAUUACUUCUUAAUGAAAAUGAAUUUCAAGUUUGUUUAAAUGAACAUUUUCCUGGUCUACAAACUAGAAAUCUUAACCUUAUUGAGUGGAGAAAAAUUCGAUCAAUGCUUGGCAAACCUCGGCGUUGUUCACAGGCAUUUCUCGAUGAGGAACGCAGAGAGUUGGAACGCAAGCGUCAAAAAAUACGUUACUUACAAUCUCGUAGAGGUGGAGAUAUAAAAGAUAUGCAGUAUGUACGUGAUCUACCGCAUAAGAUACCGCUUCCCCUACCAAUAGGUACGAGAGUAACUGCACGUCUACGUGUGCCACAAGAUGGCAUUUUUAGCGGAAUGGUUGAUGCAUUCGAUUCAUUGUCAUCAUUAUAUCGUAUAACCUUCGAUCGUGCUGGAUUAGGAACACAUUCUAUACCGGAUUAUGAGAUAGCUUCAGACAACUUUUUUGAAAUGUUACCGCUACAGAGCAUUGCUAAAGAUUUUCGACCAAAUCUCUCAACUGUAUUAACAAAUUCUGCCGCUAACAAUAUGACACCUUUAAAAAAUAUGCGUAACGGACGCGAUAGUAUGAAUCUUAAUAAAAGUGAUCCUCUAUUAGCACAAGAAAUAAUAGAAAGUCCCUUUAAAACGGAAAUAUUUGGUCGAGAACGUAUUAAUGGUUAUCCAGCUAAAUUGCUCGAGACAAUAGUACGUCUUAAGCGUGCACUUGCAAUUAAACGCACAAAACUGCAACGUCUAUGUAAUAUGAAUAAUGAAGCUGAAAUUAAUAUAUCACAAGAAAUGCCAAUAAAUAAUAAUGCUUUAUCUGAUGAUUCUCAACAACUUCCCGAACCAUCUUUGCAAGUCAGUGAAGAAUUUCAACGACGUUAUGCUUCCAUCGUAAUAUCUAUGGAAAAAUUAAAUCGCGAUAUACAGGAUUAUCUAAAUGACGUACAGGCAUAUACUGCAGAAUUAACUCGUGACCCGCAAGUUCAGGCAAUGCUCGCUCCAUCUUACUUACGGGAAAAAUGCCGUGAAGCUGCUCAGCUUGCAGUACAAAAGAACAAUCAGGGCAUCCUGAAGAAUAAACGAAUUUUAACUCUAAUUGAAAACUUGUCUACUGUUUUGUUGGUUGCUUCUCAUCUUGGCGCUGAUGGCAAAUCCAACCAGGUUAGCAAAAUAAUGGAAGGUUGCAUUGAGGAAGUAAAAUCGUCCAUUGAAGAUAUCAAUGUGGACACAUUUCAAAAGCAUAUCAAAAUACAUUUACACCAUAUACGAUUAGGAAUUGGACAAAGUAUAAUGUUGGCUAAUAAUAACAAUAGCAAUUAA
Teleopsis dalmanni is the source of this 1990-nucleotide messenger RNA. RefSeq names its product protein lin-9 homolog. The transcript is spliced from 2 exons. Gene Ontology annotation, cellular component: transcription repressor complex; nucleoplasm. NCBI's taxonomy places the organism in Eukaryota, Metazoa, Arthropoda, Insecta, Diptera, Diopsidae. Gene Ontology annotation, molecular function: DNA binding. Bases 59 to 1990 code for a protein of 643 amino acids. Gene Ontology annotation, biological process: regulation of cell cycle; regulation of transcription by RNA polymerase II; DNA-templated transcription. The record is from RefSeq and is a predicted model, not a curated record.